AUGGUCAAGUCACUUCGCUUCGCCGACGGCGUGGAAGUGCCGGUGCCCGGUUUCGGUGCGAUGGGCAUCAGCUUUGCUCUCGGUAAUAAUCUGAGCUAUGAUGAGGCUGAACCUGUACUACUCAAAGCUCUGGAGUUGGGUUGUACAUUUUGGGAUACUGCCGUUUCCUACGGUGCAGGCAUCAAUGAGGAGAUAUUGGGCGAUUUUAUCAGGAAGCACAAUUGCCGCGACAAAAUUUUUCUUGCAUCCAAAUGCGGUAUUGCUGCCUUCGAAGACGGCAGAGUCACCAACUCGGCCUCGCAUAUUCGAACAUAUAUAGAGGGAACCAUCGAGAGGCUUGGCUUCACGCCGGACCUGUACUAUCUACAUCGCAUCGAUCCGAAUACAACACUCGAAGAAUCUAUACCCGCACUUGAUUCGCUUCGCAGGGAAGGCAAAACAAAGUAUAUUGGGCUGUCGGAAUGCUCGGCUGCAACGUUGCGGAAGUCAAAUUCAUUAGCCAGAAUCGACGCCGUGCAAGCAGAGUAUUCUGCCUUCGAGACUCUCCACGAGUCCGAUUGUCUUAUCUCGACCGCUCGCGAGCUCGGCAUCGCAUACGUAGCUUACGGUCCGCUUGGCCAUGGAUGGUUGGUUGACGACUUUCCUUAUCUAACCCCAGACGACUUCGAGCUCAACGACUACCGGCGCCAAAUCCCAAAGUUCCAAGGCGAAAACUUCUACGCCAACAAAAGGAUUGUUGAUGGGUUCAAAGAACUUGCCUCGCGCAAGAGGUGCACUUUACCACAGAUUUCCCUUGCAUGGGUGGCAGCUCAGGGUUUGAUUUCGAUUCCAGGAACGACAAAACCGGGGCGUCUCGAAGAGAACUGGCGUUCGAGGGAGAUAGAAUUCACGGAUGAAGAGCUUAAUCAUAUGCGCGCCAUCGUCGACUCUUUGAAGCCGCGGGGUGAUCGCUAUAAUGAGGUCGCGGCAAAGGAUAUUGGAAAUUAA
Messenger RNA from Aspergillus luchuensis, 987 nucleotides. RefSeq lists its product as uncharacterized. Gene Ontology annotation, cellular component: cytoplasm. The transcript has 6 exons. The record is from RefSeq and is a predicted model, not a curated record. The coding region runs from base 1 to 987 and encodes 328 amino acids. Lineage: Eukaryota; Fungi; Ascomycota; Eurotiomycetes; Eurotiales; Aspergillaceae.